AUGACACUUUCCAAGGUCAUCAUCGUCGGCGCUGGACCUGCAGGCUGCGUGCUGGCGUUACUUUUGGCCAACGCCGGCAUCAACGUAGAAUUACUCGAGGCGUCCGACACGCUCGACGACUCUCCGCGAGCCAGUUUCUACCCCUGGCCGGCUGUGCGCGAACUCGAACGCGCCGGGCUGCUUCCUGAGGUCCGAGAACGAGGUUACGUGGUCUCAGACGGUGUGUCAUGGCGUCGAGUCGAUGGCUCGCUGAUCGGCCGGAUGGACGCGUCGAAAGUGCCCUACGACCGCCGCUUGCACGGUCUCCCACUGGGCAAACUGCUCGCCUUGACGCGAGAGCAUCUCGACCGUAGACCGAAUGCGACGAUCCACUAUCUUCACAAAGUCACGCGCCUUGAUCAGGGUCAGAACAGUGCCAGGGUCUACGUCGACACGCCCGAGGGCGAGAAGCUCUUCGAAGCAGACUACAUCGUCGGCUGUGACGGAGCGAACAGCACAGUUCGUCGCGCAUUAUUCGGUGAAGAGUUUCCUGGGUAUACGUGGCCCGAGCAGAUUGUUGCUACCAACGUAUACUACGAUAUCAGCAAGUACGGUUGGGGCCAAGGCGCCUUCAUUGUCGACAAGGAGAACUUUGCUCUCAUCGCUCUACUACAGAACGAUGGCCUAUAUCGCGUUAGCUACGGCGAGAAGGUCGGUCUGACGAAAGAGGAAUACGAGGCCCGUCAGCCUGAGAAGUUCCGCAGGAUUCUACCUGGCAACCCAGAGCCCAAGGACUAUAAACUCGUGUCACUCAACCCGUACAAGAUACACCAACGAUGUGCACAGAGCUUUCGGGUGGGUCGAUUCCUGCUCGCAGCCGAUGCUGCCCAUCUGUGUAAUCCAUUUGGUGGAUUGGGCCUCACGGGCGGCCUCGUCGACGUGGGAAACCUAUUCGACUGUCUCAAUGGUAUCCACCUAGGUGUAGCGGACGACAGCAUCCUCAACCGAUACAGCGAAGUCCGGCGGAAGAUGUACAAAGAGAUAAUCGACCCGGUAUCUACGCAGAACUUGAAACAUUUGCUGCAAGACCCGGACGUCGCGCUGAAGGAAGAUCCGCUGUUCCAGAACAUGGAAACGAUGCAGGAUCCAGAUGCAGUUGCAAAGAUGGUUUCCGUGAGCUCCCCGCCCAUUCCUCCCUUCUGUGUCCGCGUUCAGUUUGUUGCUUUCCAAAAGGGUAUUAACAAUAUCAUGCACGACUUCACGCAAGAGUACAGGCAGCCUCCCACCAGGGAAAUAUCAGCGUCUGAUAUCAAGACGCCGAGUACCACAGAGGUGAAACUGGUGGGAGUGAGCAGUGGAUAA
Exophiala spinifera is the source of this 1341-nucleotide messenger RNA. RefSeq lists its product as uncharacterized. Gene Ontology annotation, molecular function: FAD binding. NCBI's taxonomy places the organism in Eukaryota, Fungi, Ascomycota, Eurotiomycetes, Chaetothyriales, Herpotrichiellaceae. The transcript has 5 exons. The coding region runs from base 1 to 1341 and encodes 446 amino acids. The record is from RefSeq and is a predicted model, not a curated record.